Funneliformis mosseae is the source of this 191-nucleotide messenger RNA. Lineage: Eukaryota; Fungi; Glomeromycota; Glomeromycetes; Glomerales; Glomeraceae. The record is from the annotation of a GenBank genome assembly.
AAAAAUAUGACAAAAGGAUUAAUUACAUUAUUGCUGGUAGAGUUAAGAAAAAAACUGCAAUAUCUAUGGUAUAUCAAGAAAUUAAACAGUUUUUAUCUGAUAUAACAGAUGUGAAUUUACGUCAAAAAAUCCUUAGAGCUAGAAAAUUAUAUAAAUUAUUUAAUAGUUUAGGAUUAGAAAAAAUUAAAUAG